GUCUGCAUAACAGUAUUGAGGCUCCAGAGGAAUCGAGUGGUGCAUCAAGGUAAUCAAGUCACAACCGAAAGCAGUGCUGCUGCUUUUCAAGCAGCCGGACUACGUCAACUCCGCGCGCUAGCGAAACGAGAAUGGCGAAAUCCGCGGGCCAUGGAACAAGGAACGCGUUUAUUGAUCUGCUUAGAUCUUUUCCAGCAGACCCCAAAAGAGGCACCUCUUUAUGAGGCGAGUCACGUACCGGGGCCACCAUCAGCU
This is a messenger RNA of Phytophthora sojae, 255 nucleotides long. RefSeq lists its product as hypothetical. NCBI's taxonomy places the organism in Eukaryota, Oomycota, Peronosporomycetes, Peronosporales, Peronosporaceae. The annotation marks the transcript as partial. The record is from RefSeq and is a predicted model, not a curated record. The transcript has a single exon.